Molecule: messenger RNA, 1405 nt
Organism: Pezoporus flaviventris
Lineage: Eukaryota; Metazoa; Chordata; Aves; Psittaciformes; Psittacidae
Gene: PHF13
Product: PHD finger protein 13
Exons: 4
Coding region: 142-1062 (306 amino acids)
Biological process (GO): mitotic chromosome condensation
Molecular function (GO): chromatin binding
Source: RefSeq, a predicted model, not a curated record
ACUACGGCUCCCAGCGCGCCCCGCGCGGGCUCCCGGCCGCCCCCUUCGCCGCCUCCCGCCGGUACCGAGCGGCUCGCGGGUGUCGGCGCUGCCCGGUUGCCGCCGCCGCCCUGGCCCCGCCUCCGCCGCCCGCGCCGGGACAUGGACUCCGACUCCUGCGCAUCCCCGUUCGCCCCGGAGGACUUCUCCCCCGCCGCCCGGCGGCGCCGAACCGUGGAGGACUUCAACAAGUUCUGCACCUUCGUCCUGGCCUACGCCGGGUACAUCCCGUACCCGCAGGAGGAAACGCCGCUGCGGAACAGCCCCAGCCCCCCCAACAGCACCGGAGGGACGAUUGACAGCGAUAGCUGGGAUCCCCGGUUCAAUGACAUCCCCUCCUCCGUGUCCCUGCCCGCGAAGAGCAGGAAGAACUUCAGUCAGCUGAAGCGAGCGAAACCCUACGGUUCCCUGUUCCAGCGGGCAAAACCCGGCAACUUCCUGCCCGAGCGAAAGCAAAUCGAUAAGAUCAGGAAGAAGAAGAAGCUGAAGAGGAGGGAAACGGAGGUGUCUGCAGAGGAGGACUACGAGGAGAAGCUGCUGGAGCUGGAGGCAGAGGACUCUUAUGUAGAGACGCCGAUGAGCCCCUCGUCCGAGGGCGAUGCGCCGUCGGCGGCCGAGCACUGCUCGGUGUGGGACUCUGACACCCCCUCCAGCGGGUCCUGCCCCGCCGGCGCGCCCGAGCCGGCCGUGCAGAUCCAGAGCGUGGGCAAGCGCACGGUCAUCCGGCAGGGCAAGCAGGUGGUGUUCCGGGACGAGGAUGGCACCGGUGACGACGAGGACAUCAUGGUGGAUUCGGAUGACGACUCGUGGGACCUGGUCACUUGCUUCUGCAUGAAGCCCUUCGCGGGGCGGCCGAUGAUCGAGUGUAACGAGUGCCACACCUGGAUCCACCUCUCCUGCGCCAAAAUCCGCAAGUCCAACGUCCCCGAGGUCUACAUUUGCCAGAAGUGCCGGGACUCCAAGUUUGACAUUCGCCGUUCCAACCGCUCCCGGACGGGCUCGCGCCGGCGCUUUCUGGACUAAGGGGGUUUGGAUGGUGCCGGGGCCGGGGUGGGGGGGGGGCGGCUCCCCCGAACUGCUGCUGCUCAGGCUGAGGGGCCGCCCGCCGGCCCGCGGUGACCGGGAUGAGGAGAGGCCGAGUGGUCACAACUGCUGCUAGAUACGGAUUAGCUCAAGGACAGACCAAGCGGGGUUUUGCCCGCUUACAACCAUGGAUUGGGUGAUGGGGGAAUGUAUGAUCCCUUUGCCACGUACGUUUUCUCAUCCCAUCGGGAGACUGCAAACCUCCUCUGUGCUCUCCAAAGAGAGGGGGAAGAGGAGGGAGUCUGUGUGAAGAGUCUGAAAAGUAAAUGGCCAUGUGUUUUAA